AUGGACUCUCGCGUGGCACUCGAAGCCUUCACAUGCAGGGAUACACUAAUUAUGAUCUUACGAAAGCUUGGAGCUCGGGACUUGGCACGUGCUAGCUGUGUUUGCAAGCUGUGGAGAGACAUGGCUUCCGAUGAUGAGAUUGUGAGACCUGCUUUUAUGGAACCAUGGAAGUUGAAGGAAAUAGUGGGGAAGCCUGUGUCUCGAAGAUUUUGGAGAGAUAGUGGGAUUUCUAAGUUUGCUAUUUCUCAUAAGAUUGCUAAAGGGGAUUCUGUUGCCAGUCUUGCUGUUAAGUAUUCUGUUCAGGUUAUGGAUAUACAACGGUUAAAUAACAUGACGAGUGACCAUGGCAUAUACUCAAGGGAGAGGUUGUUAAUCCCCCUAAUCAAUCCGAACCUUCUCAUAAAUGAGACAUGCUACAUAGAGUUGGAUACCUAUGCGAGAAGAGAGGUUGCAGUAUUAUAUCUAGAAGGCAGGCCUGACAAGAAGCUAAUGUCGGAGGGAUCAUCCUCCUCUGACCAUGGCAAAAGAAAGGUCAUCAAUUCUUUAAAGAGAAGCAUGCAAGUUGAUGAUGGAAUUGCUCAAUACUACUGGUCUAUUUCAAAUGGUGACCCUCGAGCUGCGUUCCAAGAAUUUUCAGCAGACCUUAAGUGGGAGAGGGACGCAGGGCUGGGCUAG
Dovyalis caffra is the source of this 675-nucleotide messenger RNA. The record is from the annotation of a GenBank genome assembly. Lineage: Eukaryota; Viridiplantae; Streptophyta; Magnoliopsida; Malpighiales; Salicaceae.